UGUUCAGAGAGAGAAAGAGAUCGCACAAGCCACAGCCAUUUCACAGACACACACACACACACACGCAUCUGAUCCUGAACGUCGACACACUCCUGCUGGAUAUUUCUCAGGAUUGUUCUGCGUCCUGAUGAGCUCUUGACCGUCCCUGAUGGACUCAGCGGCUCCUCCGAACAUCUCCGAUGAUCGAACUCAUCCAGGGCCUCCCGGCCUCCAGGAGGCUCAUGAUUCCUCCAGACAGAGAGAAGCCACGACAUUACCCAGCUUUCCUGCAUACGACUCGGUCAGCAUCCUCACCGCCGGCCCGUUGAAUGACACAGACAGCAUCCAAACAUCCCAUCACACAUACGACACCGACAGCAACCGCACCCUGAACCCAGCGUUCGACACGGACAGCACCCACACCCUCCACCCGCCGUACACAAGCCCCGCUGGAGGAGACGGCCCGACCAGCAGCGCCCCACCCAACCCUCCUCCAUACAGCCCACCGGACCCCAAAACUGCCUACGUCAUGUACCCACAGUACCCCAACCAGCCCGUCAUCGCCUGUCAGCCUGGAGCCAAUCCUGCUUUCUACCAGCCCUCCUUCCUCCCGCCGUCCACUUACCCGUCCUACACUAUAUACAUGAACGGGCCGCCGCUGGGAGAGGAGCAGCCACCGUUACCUAAAGAUUACCUGAUUGAGUCUCUGCUGGUGACCAUCUUCUGCUGCCUCAUGAGCGGCAUCGUCGCUGUCAUGUACUCGUAUGAAACCCGUGCGGCGCUGACCAGGGGUGACAUCCGUGAAGCGGAGAAAACGUCCCAGAAGGCUCGUCUGCUUGUCAUGUUCAGUUUGAUGUUCGGCAUGUUUGUUUUUGUGGGCUGGAUUAUUUAUGUAGUGAUAGUGCUCUGUGCAUAGAAACUUUCUCAUGCUAACCAAGGCUGCAUUUAUUUGAUCAAAAAAUUCUGUAAAAACAGUUCAAUAUUAUUACAAUUUAAAUGACUGUUUUCAAUUUGAAUAUAUAGUCAAUUGUAAUUUAUUUCUGUUAUCAAAGCUGAUUUUUUUUU
Molecule: messenger RNA, 1044 nt
Organism: Cyprinus carpio (common carp)
Lineage: Eukaryota; Metazoa; Chordata; Actinopteri; Cypriniformes; Cyprinidae
Product: proline rich transmembrane protein 1B-like
Cellular component (GO): membrane
Source: RefSeq, a predicted model, not a curated record